CCCCAAAAGCCACACACUCAAUCACUCUACCCCGGAAUUUCAAAUCCCGGGGGUUUCCACUCUCCAUGAAACCCUACACGGCUACACCAUCGUCUUGCUCUGCCAAAACCUAGCAUCAGCGACAGAUUUUCCCUCACUUUCCCGAGAAAGUUUCCUGAACCGUCCGCGUUCAUCGAACUCCUUGUCCCUGCGCUGCCUAUAAUCGCUUGAAUCUGAAGUCCUCGAUUUAGGGUUUGUUGGAAACUGCGUCUGAAUUGGAUAGUUGAUUAAGACGUGGUAGUGGAUUAAGGUUUCUGACAUGGGAAACAUGGAUGAUCGGACUUUUAGGGUUAAUUUUUCUAGCGAUGGAGUGAACUUGUUGAGAGAGACGGUUAGAGAUAAGCUCAAGGAGUUCAUGGGAGAUUACACUGAUGAUACUCUCGUGGAAUAUGUGAUUGUCUUGCUGAGGAAUGGUAGGCGUAAGGAAGAAGCGAGGAACGAGUUGAAUGUCUUUUUGGGGGAUGACAGCAAUUCUUUUGUAUCUUGGCUGUGGGAGCAUCUGUCUUCAAGUUUGAAUCUCUAUGUACAGCAUCAAGAGUCUUAUACAGAUGAAGCGUCAAAACCUAUUUCGGGAGACAGGGGUCUAAAAAAUGAUUCUCACCUCUUGGAUGCUGAACAAGAAAGAGAAAGGUCUGCUAAGCUAUCUAGACCCCGUCAUAACAGGGAAUGGAGAGGAUUAGCUAGGGAUGAUGCUGAACCACCUCCUUUUAGGAGCUCUGAGGUUGAAAAUAUUCAUUUUGAGGAGAAAGCUCAUCACAAUGUCAGUCGCCAUAGGAUAUCUCCUACUUCUCUACAUUCAGAUCAGAGGAAAAGGAGUCGACCUGAUGAGCAACCAUCCAUGAAGAGAGAGUCAGUUUCUCAAGCAACUAUUAAUGCCCCUAGAAGGUUACUUCAAUUUGCUGUGAGAGAUGCGGUUGGAACUUCUAGACCAUCUACUUUUGAUAAAGAACCUUCACUGAAACGUCUUCGUUCUGUAGUUUUGACACCUGUUGAAGACAUGGCAUCGACUGAUCAUCCUCAGAGGAUUCGGUCAGUUGCAAGAGUUCCGAACCCAAUGGCAAGAGUAAUCAAAGCUGUGGCGGAAGCUGCUGAAGAUGCAUUAAAAGUCAAAUCUGGUGGAAGUGUGUUUGAUCGACUUGGUCGUGGUAUAAGUGUUGCAGGGACUGCUGAACAGGUUGCAGAUUACUCUGAGGGUGUUGUGGAAGAUGAAGAACUUGGUGGACAAUAUGUUUCAGAUAUGACUAUGAUGCAAAGUGAAACUGCGUUGCCCUCUGAUUCUAUUUCCGACAAUGAUGGGUAUAAUGAAGUCAAUGUCAUGGGCCGCAAAAUCACACAUGUUCCCCACACUGGCACAUCUGGUGCAAGCCAUGCUGAAGGAUCUAUAAUGCUCCAGCGUGGUGUGGCAAAGAAUGAUAAUAUGCGAAUUGCACACGAAGAUCAUGGUCGAACUGGUGCUUCAGUAAAUGCUUCUCAUAAAAUAUUGAAUUUUUCUGUGCAUGUAAAUACCUGGAAGCAUUCUCAAUAUCAGAAGCCAAGUGAUGUUGCAGACAUCGAUGUUCAGAAUUCUGUCCAGGAGGGUGAGGCAGCCUUUGGUAAAUCUGAGUUGCAACUAAAGAAGCAGAACAACAACCCUGUCACUGUCAGUAAUGGCAAUGGAAAACCUGCUCAAGACAUUCCAAACGAGUUUCCGAAGACUCAGCCAUCUGCUUCUGGUUUACCAACUGCUGGUCAUCCUUUAGAGGAUGCUGAUUCCCGAACGAUUUUUGUUAGCAAUGUGCAUUUUGCUGCUACCAAGGACAGUCUUUCUCGUCAUUUUAAUAAGUUUGGGGAAGUACUGAAAGUGACCAUAGUUACUGAUGCUGCAACUGGACAGCCAAGAGGGUCAGCAUAUGUAGAAUUCAUGCGAAAAGAGGCAGCUCACAAUGCAUUGUCUCUUGAUGGAACCUCCUUUAUGUCGCGGAUUCUCAAGGUUGUGAGGCGGAGCUCUGGGCAUCAAGAAGUUGCUCCUAUUAUGACAUGGCCUCGGAUAGCUCGGGGUUCUCCAUUUGCUGCUGCCAGGUUUCCUCGAGUUCCUUUCCCAAGAGGCAUGCCUGGGACGUUUAGGCCUCGUCUUCCAAUUAAAUCUGGUGCCAGGAGUUUUCAGUGGAAGCGAGAUGCUCAGCCCACCCAAGCUGAAAGUGGUGCUUUAGUCCCUGGGGGCAAUAUUCCCUCUCCCACUGCUCGGAGUCUCACCUACAUCCGAACAGAGCCUAAAGCAGAUGGGAGUACCGGUACUACUUAAUUGAAGAUUCAUAUUUUAUUCUGCUAGUGGCGUGUUGAGCCAUGUUAACUGGGUCAAUAAAAUAUUCACUUAAAGAUCAAGAAGAAUCCAAGAGUGUCUUCUGUUAAUGGCUUAUGACCCUAGCGUAAAUGGAGACGUUCCAGGAAUAGAUUAACAGAUUGACUAGGAAGGGUUUUCUUUCUUAGCAAAUAUUUUGGCAUUUUAUUUUCUGAUUGGGAGGAAGAGGGACUGAUCUAAAUCCUUUCCCUGCAUGCAGCUUUCCUGCCCUGAGUUAUGGAUCCUAUCAGAUGGAAAAUUUGUGAAUAGGGUGGAUGGGUGAUUGGUCUAUUUUGUUUCGUUAUGGGAUCAUUGUUUUUGUCUCCUUUUGGAUUAUUAUUGAAAAAAAGAGGAAAAUAGGUGAGAAAACUUUAUAGAAAACUGGUUAGCUUAUAAAAAAAAGAUACUGGUUAAGUUUGCUCGCAUUUCAGCUGUUUUAUUUGAUUUGAUUAUAACGUGUCAGUUGCCACAUCUUGUUGUAAAUACUGUGUUUUAUACGUGAUGAUCAUCAUUAUAGUUGAGGUGUGUUAA
This is a messenger RNA of Tripterygium wilfordii, 2887 nucleotides long. RefSeq lists its product as uncharacterized. The transcript is spliced from 9 exons. Gene Ontology annotation, cellular component: cytoplasm; nucleus. NCBI's taxonomy places the organism in Eukaryota, Viridiplantae, Streptophyta, Magnoliopsida, Celastrales, Celastraceae. Bases 299 to 2320 code for a protein of 673 amino acids. Gene Ontology annotation, biological process: mRNA processing; regulation of mRNA stability. The record is from RefSeq and is a predicted model, not a curated record. Gene Ontology annotation, molecular function: poly(A) binding.